AUGGCGGACGAAGUUUACGACGGUGCCAUUGGCAUUGAUCUGGGUACUACCUACUCCUGUGUUGCUACCUACGAGGGUACCAAUGUCGAGAUCAUCGCCAACGAGCAGGGUUCUUUCACCACCCCUUCUUUCGUUUCCUUCACUGAGAAGGAGCGUCUGAUCGGUGAGGCCGCCAAGAACAAUGCUGCCAUGAACCCCCGCAACACUGUCUUCGAUGCCAAGCGUCUGAUUGGUCGUCGUUUCGAUGACCCUACCGUCAAGAAGGACAUCGAGUCUUGGCCCUUCAAGAUUGUCGAUGACAACGGCAGCCCCAAGAUCGAGGUCGAGUACCUCGGUGAGAACAAGCAGUUCUCUGCCCAGGAGAUCUCCUCCAUGGUCCUUACCAAGAUGAAGGAGAUUGCCGAGACCAAGCUCGGCAAGAAGGUUGAGAAGGCAGUCAUCACCGUUCCUGCCUACUUCAACGACAACCAGCGUCAGGCCACCAAGGACGCCGGUUCCAUCGCCGGACUCAACGUCCUCCGUAUCAUCAACGAGCCCACCGCCGCCGCCAUUGCCUACGGUCUUGGUGCCGGUAAGUCUGAGAAGGAGCGUAACGUUCUUAUCUACGAUCUCGGUGGUGGUACUUUCGAUGUCUCCCUCCUCAACAUCCAGGGUGGUGUCUUCACUGUCAAGGCUACUGCCGGAGAGUAA
This is a messenger RNA of Fusarium poae, 690 nucleotides long. RefSeq names its product Heat shock protein ssb1. The transcript is spliced from 4 exons. The record is from RefSeq and is a predicted model, not a curated record. Gene Ontology annotation, cellular component: cytosol; cytoplasm; nucleus. Bases 1 to 690 code for a protein of 229 amino acids. Gene Ontology annotation, biological process: protein refolding; cellular response to unfolded protein; vesicle-mediated transport. NCBI's taxonomy places the organism in Eukaryota, Fungi, Ascomycota, Sordariomycetes, Hypocreales, Nectriaceae. Gene Ontology annotation, molecular function: ATP hydrolysis activity; misfolded protein binding; ATP-dependent protein folding chaperone.